UAUGGCAAGAAGAAAAUCAAAUACAUCGAUUAUGAAAAGCAGCACCUGUACUUCUACAUGGUUGGGCUGCCCCUCCUCAUGCCUGUAUAUUUUAACCUGCAAUCCAUGCAAGUGAUGUACCUUCGAAGGUAUUGGGGGGACAUUGCCUGGGUCAGCAGCUUUUACAUCCGAUAUUUUAUCACAUUUGGCCCUUUCUAUGGAAUCUUUGGAACUGUGCUGCUCAUAUAUUUGGUCAAGUUUCUUGAAAGUCCCUGGAUUGCAUAUGUUACCCAGAUGAGCCACAUACCAAUGAAAAUGAGCACAGAGGAGAACCGGGACUGGCUCAGCACUCAGGUCUUGGCCACCUGUAAUAUUGAACAGUCCUUUUUCAAUGACUGGUUCACUGGGCACCUGAACUUCCAAAUUGAGCACCAUCUAUUCCCCACAAUGCCGCGCCAUAAUUAUCACAAGGUGGCACCUCUGGUGAGGUCACUGUGCACCAAGCACGGAUUGCAGUAUGUGAAUAAGCCCAUGUUGAAGGCGUUUGGAGAUAUCGUCAGGGCCUUGAAGAAAUCUGCAGCCCUCUGGAUGGAUGCUUACUACGAAAUAUGA
Galeopterus variegatus (Sunda flying lemur) is the source of this 591-nucleotide messenger RNA. Its product is annotated as fatty acid desaturase 2-like protein FADS2P1. Lineage: Eukaryota; Metazoa; Chordata; Mammalia; Dermoptera; Cynocephalidae. The annotation marks the transcript as partial. Gene Ontology annotation, cellular component: membrane. Gene Ontology annotation, biological process: lipid metabolic process. The record is from RefSeq and is a predicted model, not a curated record. Gene Ontology annotation, molecular function: oxidoreductase activity, acting on paired donors, with oxidation of a pair of donors resulting in the reduction of molecular oxygen to two molecules of water. The transcript is spliced from 7 exons.